AAUGAAUACAAAGAGCUCAAAGAAAGACAAGAGAGUUAAAGGAUCUAGAUCUAAGAGCGCCAAAGAAGGAUUCUUGAAAAAGAUCGAUGCUGCCAUGAAAGUUUAUGACUACGCUGACGAAACCAAAGAAGUUAAAGGAAAGAGCGAGAGACUCAGCGCUAUCAACGAGCUCCAGAAUCUGUUACAGGACCAAAAGACCGUGAGCCAGCUGAUUAUUCCAAACUUGGAUUCUUGCAUGCAGAUGAUCGAGAAGAACAUUUUCAGAUGUUUGCCGAACAUUAAGAAGAGUAACCUCGCUUUCUCUGAGACUGGUAUUGACCAAGAGGAAGAAACUGACCCUGCUUGGCCUCAUUUGCAAGGGAUUUACGAGUUCUUCUUGCAAUUAAUCAUGAACGAUUCCAUCGAGGUCAAACUUUUGAAAGGAUAUGUCACCCCUGAAUUUGUUGGAAGGUUCUUAGAACUUUUCGAUAGUGAAGAAGCUGUAGAAAGAGACUACCUCAAAAAUAUCCUUCACAAACUCUACGCUAAACUUGUUCCUAGAAGAAAAAUGAUCAGGAAGGCAAUCAACGAGGCCUUCUAUCAGUUGAUCCACGAGGGACAUAAGUUCAAUGGUGCUUCUGAAUUACUCGACAUUUUGGCCUCUAUUAUUUCAGGGUUUGCUGUGCCAUUGAGAGAAGAACAUGUUAUAUUUUUCAAUAACAUUAUCAUCCCUCUACACAAAGUUCAGACUUGUUCAGAGUUCUUCGAGCAGCUCUUGAGGUGCUCAAUGCUUUUCCUGACUAAGGAUAAGUCUCUAGCCAUUACUCUCCUCAGAGGCUUACUAAAAUAUUGGCCAUUCGCUAACUGUGUUAAGGAAACCCUCUUUCUGACAGAACUGCAAGAAGUGCUCGAGAUAGUUGAUGAUGACAAGAUCGGAGACCUUGUAGUACCACUCUUCAGAAGAAUUGUUAGAUGCAUUGGAGGCACCCAUUUGCAAGUCGCUGAUAGAGCCAUGUGCUUCUUUGAGAACGAUUAUUUCCUCACUAAGCUAAGAAUUUAUAAAGAUGUCACAUUCCCAAUGUUGGUUCCUGUCAUUGUGGAACUAUCUGAAAAUCAUUGGCAUAAGAUCUUACAAGAGAGUUUGAUUGCUCUCAAGGUCAUCCUCAAGGAAAUAGAUUCUGCAGCCUUUGACGAGGCUCAGCAAAUUUCUAAGACCGAUGAUAGACGGUUCAUCGUCAAGCCCAAUGUCGAGAAAAGAAAUGGAUUGGACUCUAAGUGGGAGAGAUUAAACACCAAUUUAAAAUCCACUUCUGCUGGAUUUACUCCCCCAGAUGUCCCAUUCAAGAGUUCUGAAUUGAUCUCAAGCUAUAAUGGACUCUACAGAAAGAUCUACGACAAGGAAAAGUUCAUUAACGAGUAA
Moneuplotes crassus is the source of this 1399-nucleotide messenger RNA. The record is from the annotation of a GenBank genome assembly. NCBI's taxonomy places the organism in Eukaryota, Ciliophora, Spirotrichea, Euplotida, Euplotidae.